Eruca vesicaria subsp. sativa (arugula) is the source of this 2362-nucleotide messenger RNA. Lineage: Eukaryota; Viridiplantae; Streptophyta; Magnoliopsida; Brassicales; Brassicaceae. The record is from the annotation of a GenBank genome assembly.
UGACGAUUUCUUAAAAUCCAAUUUACAGUUUAUAAAGAUGAUUUGUUAUUGUUAAUAAACUGAUAAUAUUAAUAUUAAAAAAUAAAUAAUAUUAUUUAAUUUUAACCACCUCUCUCUAGUUAGUAUUUAAACACGCACUGUCGGAGAUUCAUCUGCCGCCAUAAUGUGAACACACUUCUUCGGAAAUCUCAAACCCGGAGACUUUAAAAACAGAGGAAACAAACAGAGUUAACAUGCCAGUUUCAUUAUCUCCGUCGUCUUCCUCUUCUCCGAGCUCUCAGCCACCGUCGUCUCCCGACCUGAAGCAGCGAGUCAUCGCCUGUCUCAACAAACUCGCCGACCGUGACACCUUAACCCUCGCCGCGGCGGAGCUUGACUCCAUCGCAAGAAACCUCACUCACGACUCCUUCUCCUCUUUCCUCAGCUGCAUCCACAACACCGACUCCUCCUCCAAACCCCCGGUGAGGAAACACUCCGUCGCCGUCUUGUCCCUCAUGUCUCGCCACCACGGCGAGUCUCUAUCUCCCCACCUCUCUAAAAUGGUCUCCGCCGUCAUCCGCCGUCUCCGAGACCCCGACUCCUCCGUCCGCUCCGCCUGCGCCGCCGCCGCCGCCGAUAUAUCCGCUCACGUCACGAGACGCCCCUUCGCCUCCGUGGCGAAACCGCUUAUCGAGGCGUUGGUCCAGGAAGGGGACAAGAACGUGCAGAUCGGAGCGGCGGUGUGUCUGGCGGCGUCGGUGGAAGCCGCGGCGGAUCCUGAGCCGGAGGAGUUGAGGAAGGCUCUUCCCAAGAUCGGGAAGCUGUUGAAGAGCGAAGGGUUUAAGGCCAAGGCGGCGCUUUUGAGUGCGGUGGGUAGUAUUAUAACCGCGGGUGGCGCGGGGAGUAAACCGGUUUUGGAUUGGUUAGUUCCGGUUUUGGUUGAGUUUCUGAGGAGUGAAGAUUGGACGGUUAGGAAAUCGGCAGCUGAGGCGUUGAGUAGAGUUGCGGAGGAGGAGGGAGAGUUGGCGUGGGAAUACAAGAAAGCUUGCACGGUGGCUUUUGAGAGUAGAAGGUUUGAUAAGGUGAAGAGUGUGAGAGAGACUAUGAAUAGAGCGUUGAGUCAGUGGAAAGAAGUUUCAAAUGAUGUAGAUGAGGCCUUGUUAUCUCCAUGUACAUCUUCCGUUGACGUUGGUUUCAAGUCUUCAAGAUUAAAGAAGUCAACGCGUAUGACCAAGAGGUCACCAUCUUUGCCUGUGAAUAGACAACAAAAGGAGAAUCUUCCAAGAAGGAAUGUAACCAUGUUAGUUGAUUCUAGGGAGGAGGAUAAGGUGAAGUCAGGGGGAGCAGAUGUAAUCAAACAUACAAUCUCUGAGAAAAGCAGGGAGGAGAAGAAACUACAUGGGUUUGGUUGUGGUUUGAGAUCUGGUUUUAGGGUGGCGCCAUGUAGUGAUGAUUCUUGUGAUCUUGUUGUCAAGAAUGGUAAUGAUGGUGUUGAUGAAAGAAGGAAAGAUAGUGAGGAACUUUCUUUGAUACGUGAGCAGCUAGCUAUGAUUGAGAACCAGCAGUCCAGUCUUUUAGACCUACUUCAGAAAUUCAUGGGAAGCUCACAGAGUGGGAUCCGGGCUCUGGAGUCUCGUGUAAGCGGUCUAGAGAUGGCUUUGGAUGAAAUAUCAUGCGAUCUUGCGGUUUCUAACGGGAGAGUUGUUCAAAAAUUACCUGGUGCAGAGUUCUCAAGUCCCAAGUUCUGGAGAAAAACCGAGGAGAGACCAAUGCAAACACGGACCAGCAACACAGCCAGUGAAAUGGCUUCUCACGAGAACAGUUUUGACCAUGGGAUGCAAAGGGGAGGUUCUGUUUUUAGAAAGAGAACAGCAAGAAACCAGUUCCAAGACUAUAUGCAUACAACAUUACAGAAAACAACCAGUAAAACCAUCUUUUAGUUGCUUUCCUCGGUGAUUAGCUUAAAAUCAAAGCAUGGUUGUAAAGAUUUGCUUGUUUGUAUAUUCAGAUUAUCUACUUGAAGUUAGUGAGAGAGUGCAUUUGAGUGAUUGAUUUUCUUGGGGCAGAGAGUGAUUUGAGGAAUGAAGUACAAUAGAAGCUGACUAAGAUGGUGGUGAACAUGAAAAAGCCAAAUCUCAGAUUUUAUGCUUUGCUUCAACCGCAUGUUUGACUUGUCUACUCUCGCACACGUUCAGCUUUCUCUUGUAAAAAAAAAAAAGAAACAAUCAAAUAGUUUAAUCAAAAAAAGCUUCAAGGAUUAAAGGCAUGUGAAUAGAAAUGAUAUAUGUUGUAAUGUCAUUAGAGUUAUGUCAAAACUAUGGACAAGAGAAUGUAUAGAUUUGUGCGACUGUUUUGUGUUUACUCUGUCUUAUGACUCUUAUCU